AUAUGGGUGUCUUUCAAGACAAAGUUGCCAGUAUAUUGCGAAUUGAAGAUCAACAAUUCACAAGAGAGCUCUUAGCAGAAUGCAUUGGAACCUUCUUCCUCUUGCUUAUCGGAAAUGCAGCCAACAUUCAAGCUGCUGUAGCAGUUGGUGGUAACUCAACGUCUUGCCAUAUUGCCUGGGGAAUCGGGUUCAUGUUCGCAGUCUAUCUUGCCGCCAGUGUUUCUGGAGGCCAUUUGAAUCCAGCCAUCUCCGUCGCACAAAGCAUUCUCGGAAAUCUGCCUCCAUGGAAGAUCAUUCCAUAUGCCAUUGCUCAAGUUAUUGGAGCAUUCCUCGGCGCAGCUGUUGCCUAUUUUGGACAUCACGACGAUCUGUGGAAGCUGGACGGCGGCAUCCGUCAGGUGACUGGAGGUCAAGCCACCGCUGGACUGUUCACCACGUUCCCACCGGAUCACAUGUCAGUAUGGGGAAGUCUUCUCGACCAGAUUAUUGGAACAGCCAUGCUGUCUGGCUUGGUCUGUCUUAUCACUGAUAAACGCCACCAAAUCCCGACCGGUGUUGUUCCUGUUCUUGCUGGAAGUAUUAUGAGCAUGGUCGCAAUGACUUUUGGAGCUAACGGCGGAUUUGCAAUCAACCCAGCUCGUGACUUCGGACCACGCGUUUUCUGCCUCUGUGCCGGAUAUGGCUGGGAAGUUUUCAGCGCUCAUGGAUAUUAUUUCUGGAUUCCAAUUGUUGGUGCUCUCAUCGGUUCGAUCAUUGGAGCCUGGAUCUAUAAGAUUUUCGUAGGACUUCAUGGAAUGAAUGAGAGUCUUGACAUUCAACCAGCCAAAGGAUUUAAUGAAAUGCAGAGAAAUUCGGAAGGCAUCUUGAUAGGAUACGAUAACACUUUGUCCAGGGCCCGCGGCGGAGAAAUUGCAGCACCAAGAACAUACACUCCCAGCUAUCAGGUUUUUGAAUCUAGCCGUACGCAAAUUACAACAGCAGACCGUCGAUAUUAGAGUACUGGCUGUAUUGCCCUCCCCCCCCCCCCACCACUCAUUUCUCUUUCAUUUUAUUUAUAUUGUCCAGUUGUUUCGAUUAGCUCUUGAUCCACACACUAUACCCCGAUUGUCUUCAUUCUGUAUGUGCCUAUUCUUUCAACGAACUUUGUUUUUCCUACACGUUUUAAUGCCUUGCUUUGUCCAACAAUGUUUUUGGUAUUUAUCUAAAUGUUCAACUUGCGUUCAAUGCUCCUCUGAUCUUUAUCUGAACUUUUUUCCUAUUUUAAUCUAACAUGUGAACAAAAAAAGAUACUAUUUAAUUAAA
This is a messenger RNA of Caenorhabditis elegans, 1302 nucleotides long. It is a transcript of the gene aqp-8, whose product is annotated as Aquaporin-9. Gene Ontology annotation, biological process: transmembrane transport. Gene Ontology annotation, cellular component: membrane. Lineage: Eukaryota; Metazoa; Nematoda; Chromadorea; Rhabditida; Rhabditidae. Gene Ontology annotation, molecular function: channel activity. The record is from RefSeq and is marked reviewed.